UAUUUUUCAUUCAAAGAUAAACAUUUAAUUUGACAAUCUCUCUUUUCUUUUUUUAUCUAAUUAAGUUCUUAAAUUUUUUUAGUUAUUUUCUUACACAAUGACUGUUUCUGGUGAGAAAGAAGAUUUAAUUAAAUCUAAUGGUAAUUCCAAUGGUACUUUAUCUGGUAUUCGUAAUUUAUCUCCAACGGAUUAUGUUGGCUUUGAAUCUUUGCCUGAACAGUAUGUUAACCGAACCAUAAGGGAAGGCUUUGUGUUCAAUGUAUUGGUUUUGGGUGCCACUGGUGUUGGUAAAUCAACUUUAAUUGAUUCACUUUUUAAUACUAAAUUUCCGGAUGUUUCAACUAAAUCUCAUAAUUCUCAGACGGUUGAGCUUCAUGUUCAAACCCAUGAGCUACAGGAGAAACAGAUUAAACUCAAAUUGACUAUUGUUGAGUCUCGUGGUUUCGGUGAUCAAAUUAACAAAGGAGAGUCAUAUAAAAGUAUCGUGUCUUACAUUGACAGCCAAUUUGAAAGAUACUUACAGGAAGAGUUGAAAAUUCACCGAAGUAAUAACCUAUCAAGCCAAGAUACAAGGAUUCACUGUUGUCUCUAUUUAAUCUCACCCAUUGGUCAUGGUCUUCGAGCGAUUGAUUUAAUCACUUUGAAACAAUUGGAUAGUAAAGUCAAUAUCAUUCCCAUCAUUGCCAAAGCUGACAUAAUCACCAAGAAUGAAUUGAGUAAACUUAGAUCAAAAAUUAUGGCUGAAAUAAUCACCAAUGGAAUACAGAUCUACAAUUUUCCCACCGAUGAUCCUGAAAUUGCUGAAAACAACUUACAAACCAACGGAAUAUUACCUUUUGCUGUUGUCGCAAGUCACGAUUUUGUCAGACUUGGUAACAAGCAAGUUCGAGCUCGACAAUAUCCAUGGGGAACAGUACAAGUUGAAAAUGAGAAUCACUGUGACUUUGUUAAACUACGAGAAAUGCUGUUAAGAAUCAACAUGGAGGAUCUUCGAGAAACAACUCAGACCAAACACUAUGAAGUUUAUCGACGAACUCGACUUGAGGAAAUGGGUUUCGGUGAUGUGGUUGAUACAGCUAAAGCAUCAACAUUCCAGGAAACAUAUGAAGCAAGAAGGAAUAUCCAACUCACCGAAAUCAAGAAGAAGGAAGAGGAAAUUCGCCAACGUUUUGUUUGCCGAGUUCGAGAGCGAGAAGGUCAAUUUGAACAAUUGAAGAAUGAACUUCACACUAAAUAUGAUACAUUGAAGAAAUAUCAUCAAGAAGAAAAGAGAAGGGUCGAAGAGGAGCGUCGAAGACUCGAAGAAGAUUUACAAGCCUUCAAUCAGAAGAAAACGAGUGUUCUAUCAGCGACAACCAACAUUAAUCAAAGCACAACAAGCUUGAGUUCAACACUCACCUUGGGAAAGAGCAAGAAAAAGUAAUUCACUCUCAUAUCUUUUUAAUUGUCAAGAAAAUCAACCAACAAUCAACCAACAACAAUUUUCUAAACUCUUGUCAUUUGGAUAGAAAAGCAUGUGAAGCAAAAAAAACCCAAUCAUAUUUAAGAUUUUUUUUUCUCUCUUUUCCCAUUUUGUCUAUUUAAUUGACAGAAAGUAUAACUAUUAGUCUGAUUACUCUAAUUUUAUUAUAUUAUCACAAUUAAUUAAUUGCUUUAUACUUCUGCUUAUAUAAAGUCAUAAUAUCUUCCGAAAUGCCAACAACCUAUUUCCAUGAAAUCAUCUUCCUCUUUUUCUCUCUGUGUUUUAUUUAAUAGAAAUUCUCAUAUAUCGAUUAAAUAAAAAGAAACAAUUUACCAACAAUUAAAA
Panonychus citri (citrus red mite) is the source of this 1807-nucleotide messenger RNA. It is a transcript of the gene Septin2, whose product is annotated as septin-11-like. Gene Ontology annotation, molecular function: GTPase activity; molecular adaptor activity; GTP binding. The record is from RefSeq and is a predicted model, not a curated record. The transcript is spliced from 4 exons. Gene Ontology annotation, cellular component: cell division site; septin complex; septin ring. The coding region runs from base 98 to 1423 and encodes 441 amino acids. Gene Ontology annotation, biological process: cytoskeleton-dependent cytokinesis. Lineage: Eukaryota; Metazoa; Arthropoda; Arachnida; Trombidiformes; Tetranychidae.